AGCAGAACACAGUACACUGGGCAGUAUGUUUGGUUCAACCUUUAGAAGAGAUAUGUGUGUUUCCAGGACAUUUGUGAGAAGUGCAUCCAAAAAAGUCAAGCAUAGAAUUCCCAGCAAAAUCCCGGUUCAAUUAUUGAAAGAUCAUCCAGUUUACGGAACCAAAGGAGAAAUCAUUAGUGUUAGUCCAUCUUUUAUGAGAAACUAUUUGCAUCAUGGGGAUAAGGCUUGUUAUGUAACCGAGACCCAAGGUCCUCGUAUACCAGUUGUUGAAAAAACCAAGACUGCUACACCAAAGACCAUUAAAUCCCAAGUUAAAGCUGCCAUUCAAAAUAAAGAAGCUCCAACUAAUGAUCGUGCCGAUUCCAUGUCAUUGAGUGACUUAUCGGCAUUGUUUAAUAACAUGAGAUCCAGUAGAAGCUUGAAAAACAACACCGAAUCAUCCAUCAGUAUCAAUACCGACGCAGUCCCAGAAAGCACCUAUUCGUCAAGUGAUUUGAAAGAAAGCAUACCCAAGGUGCAUACCUUUACUCUCGAGAAAGAUGCCCCUGUCCCAAUCACUAGAGAAUACUUGACCACUGCCAUUUACGAAAUGGCUGGUCUUAAAAUCCCAGUCUCUGAUAUCAAAUUGACUCAAAAAUCGGGUGAUAAAGACGUUAUUUCCGUUAUUGACCAAGAAGGGUCAUACAACUUGAUCAUUAAUGUUCCUGCCGAAAAAACUAAAUUCACUUCAACUCUUGUUGUUAAGAAAUAAGAACUUCUGUAUAUACUUUGUAAAUAAUUCUUUUUGA
Molecule: messenger RNA, 788 nt
Organism: Hyphopichia burtonii NRRL Y-1933
Lineage: Eukaryota; Fungi; Ascomycota; Pichiomycetes; Serinales; Debaryomycetaceae
Product: mitochondrial 54S ribosomal protein MRPL50
Exons: 1
Coding region: 26-751 (241 amino acids)
Biological process (GO): translation
Cellular component (GO): mitochondrion; ribosome
Molecular function (GO): structural constituent of ribosome
Source: RefSeq, a predicted model, not a curated record